AUGCCUUCCCCCGAACCAACCUCCCGACGAUCAUAUCCCUCCGAUCCACGCAGUCCAGGACGCCGUCAUCAUCGAAGUCGGCACGAGAAUGCGGAUUCGCAUUCCCACCGUCACCGACAUCGCGACCGCUCGCGCUCGCGUUCCCCUCACCGAUCUGACAAGCACCGAUCCGAACAUCGCCAUCGACAUGACAAGGAUCGAGGACAUGAUCGUGACCGCGAACGCCAUGACAGACGAGUCAAAAAGCCUUCCGCGCCAGUGGUCCUCCCGUACCAGGCUCGAGAGCUCGGGCGGCGGGAUCUGGAGAUCUACGAGCCUAUGUUUGCCAUGUAUCUAGACAUCCAGAAGGGCAAAUUCAUUGAAGACCUCGACGAGGACGAAGUCAAGGGCCGAUGGAAGAGUUUCACCGGGAAAUGGAACCGUGGUGAACUUGCUGAGGGAUGGUAUGAUCCUGCAACGUUGAAGAGGGCGCAGGAAAAUGCAGCAGAGUACGCGCAGCAAGAUCCAGACAGGGAACGAGCAUCGCCAGACUAUAACCGCGAUCAGUCUGCAGAAAAAGGAAAAGAGGCGGGUAGCGAAAUUCCGACUGCAGAAGAUGACGGAGACGAUGAUGACUACGGGCCGGCUCUUCCACAGCCUGGCUCGAUGAGAGCCAUGGCACACCCUGGUCCGACAAUACCAAAUAUGCAAGAUCUCGAUCUCAAGAGAGAAACCGCAAUUGAAGACGCAAUCGCUGCCCGUCAGGAGUCUCGCGACCAGCAUCGCUCUGAGGUCCGCUUCCACAAGGCGGAGUUGCGACAUCUACAAGAUGAAGUGGCUCCUCGUGCCGAGCCUGGUACCAGAGAAAGACAACUUGAGAAGAAGCGGGAGGCCGCCGCAGCUAACCACGCAUUUGCACAGGCGCGUGGAGGGUCUCCUGAAGCCGCUCCGGAGGAAGAGCUCAUGGGGGCUGGGGAUAAUGAUUUGGCUUCUCUCAAAAAGGAGAAGGAGCGAAAUCAGAGGAAGAAGAAUGAACGAGAGAUCCGGCGCGAGGAGAUUCUUCGGGCUCGAGCUGCAGAGCGAGAGGAACGGAUUCAGCAAUAUCGGGCGAAGGAGGAUGAGACCAUCGGGUGGUUGCGAACUCUGGCGAAGGAACGAUUUGGCUAA
Molecule: messenger RNA, 1146 nt
Organism: Penicillium argentinense
Lineage: Eukaryota; Fungi; Ascomycota; Eurotiomycetes; Eurotiales; Aspergillaceae
Exons: 3
Coding region: 1-1146 (381 amino acids)
Source: RefSeq, a predicted model, not a curated record